Messenger RNA from Anisakis simplex (herring worm), 1047 nucleotides. The record is from the annotation of a GenBank genome assembly. NCBI's taxonomy places the organism in Eukaryota, Metazoa, Nematoda, Chromadorea, Rhabditida, Anisakidae.
AUGGACAGGAGUCGAGAGUGGCCUGCAAAGGUCCGAUGGAUCCAAGAUGGGUCGCGGUCAAUAAUGCCUUUAGAGCAGGCAAUGGUGAAAUGGGAUCAGGAAAAGAAAUGUUUGGUGCUGAAAGUCAGGAAGGGUCCAGUUGUGACGUUUCCCAAGAAUGGUUUGUUCUUGCCACCGAAAAUGCCAAUUUAUACAACAUUGUUGUUAAAUGCACAGCAGUCGUCUGCGAAUAAAUCUUCGAACACUGAAAUAACACUGCAGUUCUUGGGUCACGAAAUUCUGGUCGAUGCCUAUGAAUAUUUGAAGAAUUUCUUGAACGUGGGAUUGCCUCAACAAAGUGGCUCACAUAGGAUACGAUCAGGCGGUUUUCAGCAACAUAUUACACCACCUCAGCAAUGCCGCUCAGGAUCGUCAGCUAUUUCAAGAAGUGUGAAGACAAUAUCGAGUGGAACCAAGACAAGCGAUUCAUUGUUUAAAGCAGCUUCGGCAUCGCAGUCUGACAGCAGGAAAUCUUCUGAUGGCCAGAGAACAUCGUUGACGCCAGUUAUGGAAACUAAACAAUUGAGAUCAGAAUGCCGUCAGCCCGUACAUACAUCAGAUUCUUUCUAUGGUUCACAGUCUACGAACUUGAGACCCAAAACGCCGAGCAGUAGUGAACGAACACCGGCUCCACCUAAACGUCGACGUACGCUAAUGUCUGUGCUUACAGAUAUUGAGAAAACGGAAAGCGCCAAUAAGAAUAGUGGUAAAGUGAUGGCAGCCGAAGAGGCCGUUCUACCAUCGCAUAGGCGUUUAUCACCAUCUCCAACGCAUAAUCAAACGCCGUCAUCAUUGUCCAGGCGUGGCACUUCAUUCAGACGUCGCAUAAGUGACGUACACGAAACUUUAGUGUGCACCACAAAUCAGUCGCCAACAAAAUCACCCGUCAAACGAGCACAAUUCGCAUCACCUUUAUUGGACAGCAGUGGACGUUUGAAUCGCGGAGGGUAUUCCUUUCAGAAUUGUUGUCAUUUUUUUGAUUAUUGCGUUUACCUGUUCUUAAAGUAA